Notothenia coriiceps (black rockcod) is the source of this 839-nucleotide messenger RNA. Its product is annotated as complement C1q-like protein 2. The transcript has 4 exons. NCBI's taxonomy places the organism in Eukaryota, Metazoa, Chordata, Actinopteri, Perciformes, Nototheniidae. The coding region runs from base 89 to 826 and encodes 245 amino acids. Gene Ontology annotation, molecular function: protein binding. The record is from RefSeq and is a predicted model, not a curated record.
AAGCAGCUAUAAAAGCUGCUGGGGAAAAGCCACCCUCCAAAAACUGCUAGGUGAAUAUUCAAGAUACUACAGAUUUAAAACCGAGGAAAUGGCGCUGAAGGUGGUGUGUCUUCUGACCCUGCUGGGUGUCUUGUUUGUGGAGCCAGGGUUUGGACAGAGAGGCGACAUUGAUAUUAAUGAGUGGCUGAAGGAUAAAGUGGAAUUUAUCAAGAAAUUGGAGGAAAAACUUAAAGAGGUAGAAGGACGGCAGAAUGAUUUUGACGCUCUGGAGACCAAGCUCAACGCGACUGUGGACGAGGUGACGAGACAGAAGGCUGAAAUGGACAAACUGAAGAAAGAGAAUGAAGGCUUGCAAACAAGACUGAAUGCCACAGAGGAGGACGUUGAUAAGCUAAAGCAGAACAGUGCUAAAGGUGGCCCUCAGAUUGCAUUCUCUGCCUCUUUGGCAAACUUUGGAGAGAUUUACAAAGGACCCUGUACAGACAAGGCCCUGAUUUUCAAAAGGGUCUUCUCAAACACUGGCAAUGGUUAUGACCCGAAUACAGGAAUCUUCACAGCACCAGUGAAUGGUCUCUACUUCUUUAGCUUCAGUACCUAUGGCUACAAUACACAUGUAAUGGGGGCCAUUUUAAUGAAGAAUGGCGUUAGUCAAAUUUCAACCUAUGAUUACCCUUCAACUGACGGCUCGGACAGUAGCAGUAAUGCUGUUGUUCUGCAGUUGGAUGGUGGUGACAAGGUGUACAUGGAACUGUGGGAUGACGGCAGAGUGUUCGACAACAUGAACGGACACACAACCUUCAGUGGAUUUCUUGUCUUCCCUGCGUAAAAGAUAGUAAACA